Micromonas pusilla CCMP1545 is the source of this 1642-nucleotide messenger RNA. RefSeq lists its product as uncharacterized. NCBI's taxonomy places the organism in Eukaryota, Viridiplantae, Chlorophyta, Mamiellophyceae, Mamiellales, Mamiellaceae. The transcript has a single exon. Gene Ontology annotation, cellular component: nucleus; NELF complex. The record is from RefSeq and is a predicted model, not a curated record. Gene Ontology annotation, molecular function: RNA binding. Gene Ontology annotation, biological process: negative regulation of transcription elongation by RNA polymerase II. Bases 1 to 1533 code for a protein of 510 amino acids.
AUGCACUUCCUCGAGCAGCUCAUCAAGAAAAAGUUUGACACGAGAAGGGUGGACGCGGUGAAAGGCCGCCCGCAGUGGCUCCAGCGUCUGCUCAACUCCGAUCGAUGCCGCGCCGUGCUCUUCGCGCUCGCGGAGGCGCACCCGAACUGCCUCCUCAUCACGAUCGCGAUCCAGCACGCGUGGCAGCACGGCCACGCGGACGAAGUCCGCGCGCUCGGCCCGGCCGCGGCGUCGUACUUUAGCAUCUUCCACGAACUCCUGGCGUACCACUUCCGGUCGUUGAUCGACGCGGGGGACGACGAAGAGAAACGCGCGCUCGCCGCGGACGCGAUCAAAACCGCGUGUUGCCAGUCCCUCGCGACGUACUUAUUCGCGCAGAUGAUGCUCGCGGACCUCGCGGGCGGCGGCGACGCUGGCGUGGGCGGCGGGGGAAGUUCUAAUUCGCAGGUGAGGGCGCUCGCGGUGAGGAUAUCGCAGGAACUCGAGACGACGGCGGCGGCGGCGCACGGGUUGAGCACGGUUCGAAAAAUCGCCCCGCUGCUGUGCGCGUCGGACGCGGACGCGGCGGCGACGGAGGCGGCGGGGGAGCUCCUCCUCGCCGCGGCGGAGACGAGGGAGAGGCAGGAAUUCGGCGGAGCCGGCGGCGGCCUCCCCCAGGGCAUCCUUCGAAAGUUCCACGACAUGUACCUCGGGGACGCAGACGCGGCGGGCGCGACGAAGCCGUCGAAGGCGCCGCUUCGGCACCCCGACCUCCUCCGGUCGCUGUUCGACGACGCGUUCCGGUGGGCCGGCUCGGGCGGGGUCGUCCGCCCAGAGUCGAGGGACGCGUGCGUGGAUCUCCUCGUCCUCGCGACGACGGUCGGCGACGACGAAGCGACGACGACGAAGGCGGCGCUGACGGAGACGUUGUCGACGUGCGAACGCGCCGCGCGCGGCCAACAACCGAACGUCGCGGCGCUCGGCGAGCUCGUGCAGAUCCCCGCGGUCGCCGCGGGGGUGCUCUCCUGGGUUCGAAGCGGGUUAGGAAGCCCGGACCACUACCGCGACCCGGUCCGCGCGAAAGCGUCGAGCGCCGCGUACCUCUCUUUGGCGGAGACGGUGGCGAAGCGUUCGCCGCGGUUUCGCGCGGAGGUUUUGGACGUCGUCACCGUGGCGUUGAAAGCGAUGGGGAAGGCGCAAUCCGAGGAGCUGCACCUCGCGGUGAUGGACGUCGCCGUGGAGGUGGUCGCCUGCGGCGUCGUGCUCCCCGCGCUCGAGGUGGCGACGAAAUCGUGGGCUUCGCUCGUGGAUCCGUCGCACUUGCGGUAUUUCGUCGGGGAGGUGUUGGAGUUCACCGCGCCGCCGUUUAGCGGGGAUUUCGCGGGGAGCGUGCUUCGGUUGCUUCGCGCGGCGGGGACGCGGCGCGGGAUGCUUCCGUCGAUCGACGCGUUCGUGAGCGAGCUCGUGGGUCAGAGGAUGAAGGGGGGGUUGGGGCCGGGGUUAGGACGGGAAGAGGGCGCGAUUUUGGACGCGCUGCGCGGGGUUCGGCGGUGAGCGCGGGGAGGUAGCGUGCACGUAGCGUGCACGUAGCGUCACGCUCGGGGUGCACGUAGCGUUGAAAGGUGAUCUGGGGUGAACUCGACCCUAGAUACGACGUCGGAAC